Lodderomyces oxycetoniae is the source of this 1140-nucleotide messenger RNA. Its product is annotated as TFIIH complex serine/threonine-protein kinase subunit. NCBI's taxonomy places the organism in Eukaryota, Fungi, Ascomycota, Pichiomycetes, Serinales, Debaryomycetaceae. The transcript has a single exon. Gene Ontology annotation, cellular component: nucleus; cytoplasm; transcription factor TFIIK complex. Gene Ontology annotation, biological process: positive regulation of transcription by RNA polymerase II; protein phosphorylation. The coding region runs from base 1 to 1140 and encodes 379 amino acids. Gene Ontology annotation, molecular function: cyclin-dependent protein serine/threonine kinase activity; ATP binding; RNA polymerase II CTD heptapeptide repeat kinase activity. The record is from RefSeq and is a predicted model, not a curated record.
AUGGCUGUAGUGCAACCAAGAGGUUCACGUUUGAGUAAUGCAGCCACUGUAGCAAGUGCCAAAGUGACGUCUUGUUCUUCUUCUUCUUCUUCCUCGGAACUAGUUUCGUUUCCCUCGCUUGAGGACCAGAAUAAAAGCAUUCAGGAUAAAUACACAAAGGAACGAAAAGUAGGUGAAGGAACGUAUGCUGUAGUGUAUUUGGGGAAACAGCAAGUGACCAAGCGUCCCAUAGCUAUAAAAGAGAUCAAAACGGGUCUUUUCAAAGAUGGGUUGGAUAUGUCAGCUAUUAGAGAAGUUAAGUAUUUGCAAGAGUUGAAGCAUCGCAACAUUAUAACAUUAAUUGAUGUUUUUUCAUCAUCGAACAAUUUAAAUUUGGUAUUAGACUUUCUACCGGCUGAUCUUGAAGUCUUGAUCAAGGAUAAGAGCAUUGUUUUUAAAAGCGCUGAUAUUAAGUCAUGGAUGUUAAUGACACUUCGAGGUAUUCAUCAUUGUCAUCGAAACCAUAUACUUCAUCGAGAUUUAAAGCCAAAUAAUUUAUUAAUCUCACCCCUGGGAGAAUUGAAAAUUGCUGAUUUUGGAUUAGCUCGAAGUCUAGGGAACCCCAACGAGGAUUUGAGCUCGAAUGUAGUGACAAGAUGGUAUAGAGCUCCUGAGUUGUUAUUUGGAGCGAAACACUAUACGGAGGCAAUAGACAUUUGGUCAAUUGGAAUAAUAUUUGCUGAAUUGAUGUUGAGAAUACCGUAUCUUGCAGGCAAAGACGACGUUGACCAGUUAGAUGUGACAUUUAGAGCAUAUGGUACACCCACAGAACAAAUAUGGCCCAAUGUUUCAAGUUUACCUUUAUAUAACGCCUUGCAUAUUUAUCCACCACCGUCAAGACAAGAAAUGCGAUCGAGAUUUAGUGCGGCUACUGAUAAAGCAUUGGAUUUCUUGAUUUUGUUGACUCAAUUGGAUCCUAGUAGGAGAUGUAAUUCUACUCAAGCUUUAUUACAUGAAUAUUUCACGGAAAGUCCAAGACCAACAGAACCGGAGAAUUUACCAAAGAAGAAAAAUAACAAGAGAGAAAAUGAAGACGAUGAUAAUUUGACAAGUUCAAAUAGCGGUAAUGGAACAGAUACAUCAAAGAAGAGAAGGAUUUAG